AUGGGCGCCUAUCUCUAUGGGCGCCUAUCUCUAGGGGCGGCUAUCUCUAUGGGCGUGUAUCUCAAGGGGCGCCUAUCUCUAGGGGUGCCUAUCUCUAUGGGCGCCUAUCUCUAUGGGCGCCUCUCUUUAGGGGCGCCAAUCUCUAGAGGCGCCUAUCUCUAUGGGGCGGCUAUCUCUAGGGGCACCUAUCUCUAUGGGUGCCUAUCUCUAGGGGCGCCUAUCUCUAUGGGCGGCUAUCUCUUUGGGCGCCUAUCUCUAUGGGCGCCUAUCUCUAGGGGCGCCAAUCUCUUGGGGCGCCUAUCUCUAUGGGCGCCUAUCUCUAUGGGCGCCUAUCUCUAUGGGCGCCUAUCUCUAUGGGCGCCUAUCUCUAGGGGUGCCUAUCUCUAUGGGGCGCCUAUCUCUGGGCGCCAAUCUCUAGAGGUGCCUAUCCCUUUGGGCGCCUAUCUCUAUGGGCGCCUAUCUCUAGGGGCGCCUAUCUCUAUGGGCGCCUAUCUCUAUGGGCGCCUAUCUCUAGGGGCGCCUAUCUCUAUGGGCGUCUAUCUCAAGGGGCGCCUAUCUCUAGGGGCGCCUAUCUCUACGGGCGCCUAUCUCUAUGGGCGCCUCUCUUUAGGGGCGCCAAUCUCUAGAGGGGCGCCUAUCUCUAUGGGCGCCUAUCUCUUUGGGCGCCUAUCUCUAGGGGCGCCUAUCUCUAGGGGCGCAUAUCUCUAUGGGCGCCUAUCUCUAGGGGCGCCUAUCUCUAUGGGCGCCUAUCUCUAUGGGCGCCUAUCUCUAUGGGCGCCUACCUCUAUGGGCGCCUAUCUCUUUGGGCGCCUACCUCUAUGGGCGCCUAUCUCUAGGGGCGCCUAUCUCUAG
This is a messenger RNA of Closterium sp. NIES-65, 852 nucleotides long. The record is from the annotation of a GenBank genome assembly. Lineage: Eukaryota; Viridiplantae; Streptophyta; Zygnematophyceae; Desmidiales; Closteriaceae.